CCAGUUGUCACGUGACUUCAUCGCUGUCGGUUGUUGAUCAAAUUACACGGACGGACUAGGGAUUUUGAGGGUAUUAAUGUUCUCCAAAAUCGAUGUUUGAGUUAAUACCAGGGACAUGGAAUAAUGUCAUUUAAGGAAGUAAGAGAAUCGAAUGCGGAAUCUACUGUGAUUUUGACAUCGCCUGGAAUUUUAAAGGGAUAAUUUCAACUUACAAGGUGUGAUCGCAAACGGGUUGUGUGUUUGAGCACCGCACCUACCUGAGGGAGAGCCAUUCGCUCAAAGACAACGCCCGGCUGAGCUACGGCAGCGGUCAAUACAUUGUUGUAGCCUACGCAGCUGCGGCCCACCGCGGGUAGGAAAAGAAUUCCAUUCAGAUCGACUGCUUGAAUAACAUGGCUGCUGAUUCGAGUGCUGUUUUACCACAGCACCAUGGUGACACUCUAGGGACCUACGUGGAGCAGUAUGGCGGCCAUGAGAUCCUGGACCUGUCUGAUGCCAGCUUCCAGCAGAAGCUGGAACAGAUCAAGGACCAGAUCAAGAAGGAGAUCCGCAAAGAGCUCAAGAUCAAGGAAGGGGCGGAGAACAUGCGCAAGGUGACCACCGAUAAGAAGAGCCUGGCCAAUGUGAAUAACCUGGUCAAGCAGGCCAACGCGAGGCUGCAGGAGCUGCAACAGGAGCUGAACGAACUCAAUGCAAGGAUAGUGGUCAACACGGAGGAUAUGGCACCUUCAGGUGGGGAGAGCGACCCCCUCUCGCCGGACCAGAAUGACGCGCCCCCACCCAAGCCCAACCCUAACAGCCGCAUCGGUGCCCUGGAGAAGCAGCUUAACAUCGAGAUGAAGGUGAAGCAAGGGGCGGAGAACAUGAUCCACAUGUACUCCUCCGGACCCACCAAGGAUCGCAAGCUCCUGGCUGAGGCUCAACAGAUGCUCCAGGAUAGUAAGACUAAGAUUGAGUUCAUCCGCAUGCAGAUCUUGAAGACGCAGCAGGCGCAGCAAUCGCGGCAGAUCCCCACCGGGGAGAAGGAGGCAGGGGAGGUCUCUGAUAUGGGUUUCCGGCGGACGUCAGCGGUUGAGCUUCAGCUGACUCCUAUUGAGUUCCGUGUAGAGGAGGUGAGACAUCAUUACAAGGUGGAGCUAGCCCUGGUAGAAGGCUUCAAGAAUGUUAUCAAGAUGUACAACAAUGCUAAGACUUCAGACAAGAAAGGAUUAGCAGAGGCACAAAAAGGUUUGGUGGAAGCCAGUCACAAGUUAGAUAUCCUUAGAGAAGGGCUUGAGAAGAGAAUACAGGAGCUACCUCCAGAUCAGACCAGAUUCAAUCAAAUCAAGGAAGAACUCAAGUCGGGCAAAAUAAAGUCUGACAACCCCCUCCCUAAACCUGCUGCCCUGACCGGCGUCCUAGAGGUGAGGAUUAUGGGGUGCCAGGACCUGCAGGAGAUGAUCCCUUACAGGGCCAGGAACAGCAUCACCUCGUUGAACAGUCCCAGCGAGAGCAAAGGGGGCAUCCUCAGGGGGAAGGCAUCCUUCCAUGGCAGGAGCAGUUCACGAUCCUCAAGCACAAAAGAAGAAAUAUCAAAUGAAAUCAGUGCCAUCAUGAAGUUAGAUAGUGUACUAGUUGGCCAAACACCAUUCAAGCCUAUUAGCAACCAAUGCUGGGAUCAGAAGUUUCUCUUCAAUCUAGAUAAAGCCCGUGAAUUAGAGAUCAACGUAAGAUGGAAAGACCAGAGAUCACUGUGUGCUGUCAAGUUCCUCAGGCUGGAAGACUUCCUUGACAACCAAAGGCAUGGCAUGUGUCUUAACCUAGAACCUGAAGGAUUAUUAUUCACAGAAAUCACAUUCACCACACCUGUGAUAGAGAGAAGAACUAAACUGAGGAGGCAAAGGAAGAUCUUCCCCAAACAUAAAGGAAAGAACUUCCUAAGGGCAGGUCAGAUGAACAUCAAUGUAGCUACAUGGGGGCGCUUGAUGAAACGGUCCAUCCCAUCCUCCCUCACUCCUUCGGGGACGUCGCCCCCGACAGCCAUCAGGCCCCGUCCCCCUAUCCAAAGGUUGAGCUUCGGGGAGGCGGACUCGUCUGAAUCAGUAGGAAGUAACUCGCAAGAGGGCGGUGCAGGGUCACCGUCAAAGGACAAGAUGGGCGGAGUAGAAGUACAGGAUGCCCUUUCAUCAUUUGACUUCCUCAACAAUAGUUCCUCAAGCUCACCCAAGGUCAGUUCACCCCUGACCCCACCAGCAGCAAGAUCCUCACCCCCUCCGUCACCCCUGAGCCAGACCCAGGGACAACAUGGAGCACAAGAAAUCUCGGCCAUGGAUGACGGAACCCUGAUGACGUUGGAAAACUUCCGGUUAAUAAGUGUGUUAGGGCGUGGUCACUUUGGUAAAGUGCUGCUGACGGAGUACAAGACAACGGGGGAAUUCUUUGCCAUCAAGGCCUUGAAGAAGCGCGAUGUGGUUGCACGAGAAGAAGUAGAAAGCCUCAUGUGUGAGAAGAGGAUCUUUGAAGCUGCUAACUCUAUCCGACAUCCCUUCCUGGUGAACCUGUUUGCCUGUUUCCAGACUGAACAUCACGUGUGCUUUGUGAUGGAGUACGCGAUGGGAGGUGAUCUUAUGAUGCACAUACACAAUGAUGUCUUCACUGAGCCUCGUACUGUAUUCUACUCAGCGUGUGUGGUAUUGGGUCUUCAGUAUCUCCAUGAAAACAAGAUUGUGUACAGGGAUCUGAAGCUGGACAACCUACUCCUGGACCAAGACGGCUUCCUGAAGAUUGCUGACUUUGGUCUGUGCAAGGAAGGCAUGGGGUACGGGGACAGGACCAGUACCUUCUGCGGAACACCGGAGUUCCUAGCCCCAGAGGUGCUGACGGAACCCUACUACACCAGGGCGGUGGACUGGUGGGGGCUGGGUGUACUCAUCUUUGAGAUGCUGGUGGGAGAGUCUCCGUUCCCUGGUGAUGAUGAAGAAGAGGUAUUUGACAGCAUCGUCAACGAUGAGGUGCGCUAUCCAAGGUUCCUCUCUACAGAAGCUGUAGCCAUCAUGAGAAGGUUACUGAGGAGAAACCCAAUGAGGAGGCUGGGUUCAAGUCAAAGAGAUGCAGAAGAUAUCAAGAUGCAAGGUUUCUUCAGGAAUAUCAAUUGGGACGACCUUCUCAUGAGGAGGGUGACUCCUGCAUUUGUACCUAAAAUAGCAAAUUCUGAAGACGUGAGCAACUUCGAUGAAGAAUUCACGGCAGAGCAUCCAGUCCUAACGCCGGCCAAGGAUCCACGAGAGUUAACCGAUGAGGAGCAGGAGCAUUUCAAGGAUUUCAAUUACAUUGCAGACUGGUGCUAGCUAGUAGGGUAACACUUCUGUAGUGACACCAAAGUCACUGUGGGACUUAUAGACAGGGAAUGUUGCUUGUGCUUUGUGGAUACCUCAUAUGGAUGACUCAGUUGAAGUCACAUGAAAGUAAUUGAAUGGGACUACAAAGAGAGAGAAUGUUGCUUUUGGUUUUGGGAUACCCUACUCGAAUCAGUCCUCCAUUGUAUGUGAUGACACCAAAGUAAUUUUAUGGAACCGCUGCGAUGGACGGCCUGGAGCUUCUUCAGUCAGACCUCAGGAAGGGUUUAGAAGUGGCGAGUGAGAGAAAUUAGUUAAGUUUUGAAGGCUACUUCGGAAGAAAGGUGUUCAGAUACUCAUAGGAUCUGCACUGCCUGAGGACCAAGAAAUGACUUCACCUAAUGAUGUCUACAUAUACAUGUAUGUUGCUCACACAGCAGCAACCUUUUGUAUUUGUGGGUCGGCAUAGGCAGAGUGCCUGUGGAAUAUCAAGAGGACCCCAGUCAUCUUUUGCUUAAAAGCAUACUAUGUAAAGCAGUGAUACCAAGAUGACAACAUGGACCUACAAUGUAUGUGUGACCUGAUAGCCCUUAUCAGAGGACUUCCAAGGAAUCAAUCAGGAAAGAUCAAUCGAUGUCAAAGCAACAGCAGGGUGUUAAGCCUAAGUUUGGCAUAGCAAAGCUUUCAACCAUGACUUUAAGUUUUACAAUACCAAGUUUCUUGAAUCCUGUUCCAAGCUCAUGGGUCAUGAUCACUUGUAACUUGUCACAUAGAUAGAGAAUCAUAGAUAUGUGGUCAAUGUCUUUAGUUUUACUCUCAAAUCUCUCGUCACAUUUUUCUACAAAUAGACACAAGUGACUUUGUAGAGAGGAGUAUAUCACCCAUGUACAAUUCAACGAAUCACCUUUCGUCCGAUGACUGGCUAUCCUUGACGGUUGUAACCUGUGGUGCUACGGCUACGAUGCGUCAAUACGGUGCUUGGAUCAAGAUAUAUGAAUUUGAUAUAAAAUAUAUAUAUAUAUAUAUAUUGGAAUGUGUUUAAGGAAGGAUAUAUAUAUAUUUUGAGGUGAUACAAUUGUUGAUAAGAUGUCAGAUUUGGUUCUUAGAUCAUCGCAUAAGCUUCCAUGUAUCGAUAAGCAUACCCAUCAUAUCGCUACACCUUGCCACGCAUAGAUAAUGUUAUACUCCAGUCACGGCGCCAGACUGACUAAUAACCAAGAGGAUCGUGGUCUUGAAAAUUCUCUUUUUUUUUUAGAAACGGUAGAAAAUUACUUGUUUCAAUAGGCUAUUGCUCGCCAUUCUGUAAGAUUCGUAGCUCUGAAGGAAUUGUAGCACGGCAAGCAAAAGCUUACAGAAACAAGUAUUUUUCCUACUGAUUGCGAAGAAAGAACUAACUUUCAAAAUACAUCUCCAAUCAGAUGAACCUCUUCAGUGAUUCAAGGAUCUUGGCCAUUAGGAGUGAUUUAAUUUUAUUUGGGCUGUUGUUUGUCAGGUGUUGGUUUCAGCGGUGUGCCUGUGGUAUUAGGCUAAUUCCCACUGCUGAUUGUUGCACAUAGUUUUUCAUAUUGCAUGGUCAUCAUGUUAGGAAUUUGGUGAAUAAGUAGGGGUAGUUCAAGCUACUGCAGUGACACCCAAAAUCUAUUAGAAUAUGCCCCAACCUUCAUGAGCUAUUUCAUCUUUGUUCCGAUAUCACCUUAUUAGGUAUACCGCAUUGAUGAUGAGUGACACAUCGAUUGAUGUGCAUCAGAAAUUGUUGCAUAACAAGAGCUUUUGAGAUGUUACCUCAGUGGGAUAAUAUAUAUAUAUGAUGAAACAGGACCAUACAAACAUGUUUUCAUAUAUGUUUUGUGGAAUGCUAGAGGACAAAAGAGCCGUGUGAGGAACCUUUUAUUCAGAGUGAUCACCUAAAAAAAAAACGAUUUGCUUCCUUCAUUAGAGUCUGUACAAGCAGUUUUAAUAUGAAUCAUUUAUAAAAUGAUUGCUUUUUGGGCCUGAUGAAAAACACAUUUUUCGAUUGAGGGUGUGUUCUGAAGCCCCUAAAAAGUUUGUUCAUGAGAACAGCCCCCAAAUUUACUUCCUAUGUUAAAUGUAGGUGUCAACUUGAUAAAAGAUGUAAAAACAGAAAAAUGUAUGUGCCCUGCACUGUUAGGUAUUGGUUUGGAUAUUCAAUGGAAUAAGGCAGCAGUUUUCUUAUCAAAGGCUACCAUUUUUUGUUACAAAUUGGUAUCGAUCAAGUUUUGUUGGUUUUGAACGAGAUAUUUGAUUGGUGUAUUUAAUGUUAUGAAUAAAAAGGACUUAUUAAUGUUUCCAUCCACAUUUGACAGUACUUUAUCACUUGAUAUUGUAGGGAUUGGUAGGACUUGUCAUUGUGCCAAGAACUGCAAAAAAUUGUAUUCAUUUCCGCUUCUUGUUUUUCUUAUUUCAGUUGGACCUUUGGUCUCUCUGAGAAAUCUCUGGGGAUAUCUCACAACUUUGGCCAAAUUUGUAUUUUGUAGGAUUUUGAUUAUGAAAUAUACUCUCACACAUUUGUGGUGAUGUUGUUGCCAAUUUAACGAGACAGGCACAAAAGAGGUGCAUAUUAUUUGGAUAAACAAGUAUGUAUGCAUCUGAUAGUACCUUGGUGUGUUCUCCUAGUGUGUGUUGGGAAUAACGCUCAUAACCUGUGCCUUUAAUUUCAAAAUGAGUUGUUCUAAAAAUGAUUUUUAUUCGGAGGCACUGUCUCUGUGUCUUAAAGGUAAUACACAUUGUUGCUAGAAGUCAAAAAGAUAAAAAGAUUUAUCUUCAUUUUUUCACUUAAUUUUGAAAUACAUGGUUUCCCUCAUACAUGAAUAGCUUUUGAAGCUAAAUGAAGGGAAAUUACAUUUAUGUGGUCAUUGAUUAUAUAGAUUCACGAAGAAAACAUGUUUGACCAAAUUUAUGACCUUGACUAUUAAACUCUUGUGUAUUACCUUUACGAACAUACUCAUGCCUGCCUGGUUUGUAUUUGUUGAGCACUUUGUGUUCAUUUUUGUUAUGAAAGUGUUUAUUAGUUUCUAAAUUUCCUGAUGCCAUUCACAAGUUGCAUCAAUAGAAAUUGGCCGAUGACACUUGAAAAUGAAACAUUUUCUAUUUUAGAGAGUAGGAAUUUAAAAUCACAAUUGUUUGAUAUGUGAAAUUGAUAAUUGUAUGACUUAUGGUAUCCUUUUUGUACAGUACACUUUAUUUCUAUCAAAGUUUUUUUCUCAUUUUUUUUAAAUUCCAGUACAGGACUCUAUAAAGGCAUUUUAUAUCAUAUUCACUAUUUUGUGUGGAUCAGCUAUUUAUUAAGAUAUUGUAUUCAAAUUUAUUGCUUUGUCUGAAAAUUGGCUAUUUUGAAUAUAGUCUUUGUAGGUUUAAAUGCAUUAUAAAAUGUUUAUUUCAAUGUAGUUAUUUCUAACUAUGUUUGGAACACAUGAAUUUGUAAAUAUUUUGUAUAUUUUUCUGGCUCUCAUAUCUCACUUUUGUGAUGCAAUUUUUUUAUUGGGAGAAAAAACGACCAAGAAGAAAAACUUAUUAGGAGUUUAAAAACUGUUUUCUCGUAGAAGUGAAACUGUAUUGCUGUUUAGUCCCAUGUCUUCCCUGAAUGGAGUGGUUUCCAAUUCUGUGUAUUUAGUGGAUUGAAACACUGAAUGAUAAAACGGACACCAUAUCUCUUUGUUGUAAAGUGUAAGAGAUGCUUGUGUCAAAUUAUGAUACGACUCUGGAAAUCGGAAUCGAUACCAUUCACUUUUUUGUAAUGUAAGGCACAGUCGGAAAGCUUGUUCUUUAAUAGAUGUGUUGUCAGAAAACUUAAAUGAGUAAACCCUGAACAAUAGAUAAGCAAAGUUUACACCAAACACCUAGUUGGUGUUUAUAGAAGUGUGUUGUUAUGAUUAUGUUUUCAAGAGUGGUCCUAGUGUCCUAGUUGAACUCUCAUGUAGUCAUAUUCAACACCAAAUAUUGUUGGUGUAAAGUGCUGAAUUUAAAUAGCAAUGGUCAAGUCUCUACUCUCUGUCGAUACUUAAGUGUUUGUUUUAACACCAAGGUCAGAAACAAACACCUUACUCAAAAUUAUCCAGUGAAUCAUGUGUUGUUGCAUUUCAAGAUUACCGGUCAGAGAUGUUUUUGUUUGUUUUUCUAUCUCAUGUGUGUAAAAUUCAUUAUUGAUGAAUUUACAUGUGAAGGUGUACAUGUCCCCCAACUAUGCAUUUCUUCAGGUUUUACGUUUAAUAGUCCCCUCUGUACCUAUCAAAAAGUUCUAUAUCAUAGGUAUAUUGGUAGAAUAAAUGCUUCUCUUUUUUAGAGGAGGGGGAAGGAAGAGGAAAUGUGAGAGGCUCAAGAGAGGGGGUUCAUGUUGGCUGUCAUUCUAUUUGAGCUUCUAUUUAUUCAGAUAUUCAGGGUUUCGUAACAAUAUACACAAGCAGGCUGUAAAUAUGGCCAGUUUAAGCAAGCCUUUUUUUAUUCGCUUCUGAUUAUUGUCAUGACAGAUAUUUAUUCAGCAAUGCGUGAAUCAUAAUGGUAUACUCUAGCUCAUGCAAGAUAUACCAUACAUAUAUUGAGGUGAAAUGAGAAAUUUUCUAAUUGAAAUCAUCUUUUUGAAGGGAAUCCUAGGUAUAAGCUUACUGAACCAUUCUAUGAAGCUUAAAAGGAGCUCUGUAAUUUUUGUAAAGUUGAAUUUAAAAUUUAAAAACCUAUUUAUCAAUAGAUGAACAUCAGCUGAAAUGAGCAAUAGCCAGGGUAGCGUUUCACAAAACCAGUUCACCAACAUCACAUUGAAGCAUGUGUGAUGUUGAUGAACCUGUACUUACAAUUGUUUCGUGUAACCAGGGACAUGCUCCCUGGUGUAACAAUGCACUGAUUUCUGAACUGCAUAACACCUAUUCGUACUAAUAUAAAUCAUCAAAUAUGAAAUGUGUGUGCAUUUCCAAAACCAAUAAACAUUGAUAGACAUCACAAAUUAGAACCAGUAGCUUCUAUAAAAAGUGUUCUCACUGCUUAGUGAGUUGUGUCUAAUAAACAUGCUCUAGUAAUCAAAAUAAUACAUUGCUCUUAGUGCCUCAUUCAUUCCAUUAAAAGAGCAAAAUUCUUUGGCAAUGAGAACAAUGCUUAAUUGCAAGUCAAGCCACUAGGUAGUCGGUAGUCAAUGAUUUGACUGAUAAGAGUAGAUGUCAUUUAUUUUCUCCCCUUUUUUGUCAUUUUUUUUCCUUGUCUGUAUGAGCCACAUUUGAAUGUGUUUGUAUGUUGGAUAACAUGUCAUUGUAUAAUAAAAUAUUUUGAUAUAACAAGAAA
This is a messenger RNA of Strongylocentrotus purpuratus (purple sea urchin), 8600 nucleotides long. RefSeq names its product serine/threonine-protein kinase N2 (gene pkn2). Gene Ontology annotation, biological process: protein phosphorylation; signal transduction. The record is from RefSeq and is a predicted model, not a curated record. Lineage: Eukaryota; Metazoa; Echinodermata; Echinoidea; Camarodonta; Strongylocentrotidae. The transcript has 20 exons. Gene Ontology annotation, molecular function: small GTPase binding; ATP binding; protein serine/threonine kinase activity. The coding region runs from base 393 to 3326 and encodes 977 amino acids.